This is a messenger RNA of Guillardia theta CCMP2712, 444 nucleotides long. RefSeq lists its product as hypothetical. The record is from RefSeq and is a predicted model, not a curated record. Gene Ontology annotation, molecular function: calcium ion binding; enzyme regulator activity. The transcript has 4 exons. Bases 1 to 444 code for a protein of 147 amino acids. NCBI's taxonomy places the organism in Eukaryota, Cryptophyceae, Pyrenomonadales, Geminigeraceae.
AUGGUGUUGUCGCAGCAGGAGAUAGAGAAAGCGCACGACGCGUUUGAGAAGUUCGACGUCGAUCAUUCCGGCUGCAUCGACGCAUGGGAGCUCAAGGAGGCCAUGAAGUCCCUUGGCCAGAACCCGACAGAUGAGGAGGUAUUUGGUCUUCUUGCGCAAGUCGACACUGAUGGAUCCGGCAAUAUCGACUUUCAGGAGUUCCUUCAAGUCAUCGAGAAGCAGAAGGAUGCACACGGAUCGACUGGAGAAGAUUGGGACAUGGUUUCCGCAUUUGUCGCUCUUGGAGGUAACCCUGACAAAUCUGGUGAAAUCAACACGGACAAGUUGCGCGCAACUAUAGAGAAGUUUGAGCUGACAAUCGACAUUGAGAGACUCAUCGAAGAGACAGAUACAGAUGCUUCCGGCCUGAUCGACUAUGAAGAAUUCAAGGCUAUGCUGAGCUAG